Messenger RNA from Punica granatum (pomegranate), 1183 nucleotides. Lineage: Eukaryota; Viridiplantae; Streptophyta; Magnoliopsida; Myrtales; Lythraceae. The record is from RefSeq and is a predicted model, not a curated record.
GCCCCAGAACAUAACAUAGAGCCAAGAACAGCAGAAGAGAGAGAGAGAGAGAGAGAGAGAGAGAGAGAGUUUCUCAGAAACAGAGAGGAAGCGGUAGGGAGUAGGAAGAGAUGGGAGAGAGGUUUACGGGAAAGGUCAAGUGGUUCAGUGACCAGAAGGGUUACGGCUUCAUCACCCCCGACGACGGCGGCGAGGACCUCUUCGUCCACCAGUCCUCCAUACGCUCUGAGGGCUUCCGCAGCCUCGGCGAGGGCGAGUCCGUCGAGUUCCUGAUCGAGUCCGACGGUGGCCGCACCAAGGCUGUCGACGUCACUGGCCCAGAUGGCGCUGCCGUCCAGGGCGGCUCACGCGCCGGCGGCGGGGGCGGGGGAGGAGGCAGGGGUGGCGGCUACAGUGGAGGAGGCGGUGGCGGAUACGGCCCCCGUGGCGGAAGAGGAGGUGGCGGCGGCGGCUAUGGUGGUGGGGGGUACGGCGGCGGUGGAUAUGGUGGAGGCUACGGCGGCGGGGGUGGAGGCGGCGCAGGCGCCUGUUACAACUGCGGGGAGACUGGGCAUCUGGCCCGGGACUGCUACCAGGGCGGCCGUGGAGGCGGAGGCGGAGGCAGGUACGGCGGCUCCGGCGGCGGAGGAGGCGCCGGCGGGGGCGGGUGCUACAACUGUGGGGAGGCGGGACACUUCGCCCGGGAGUGCCCUAACAGCAGGAGCAGCACCUGAGAAGCGAGCCUGCCCCGUACGGACGGCUUGAUCUAUCUGUGUCUUUUUGCUGCUUGACCCUUCCGGGGUGUGUCCGUACAAGUCUGCUCUUCUCUGUGUCUCCGUGGUUCCAAAAAGGCGCCGGCUUUUGCUUGUGUUUUUAGCGGCGGCCAUGAAAAUAGUUGUCUAUCGCGGUCUGGUAUGGUCUGGUCUGGUGGGGGGUGUCUGCUGUUUCGUUUGGCUUGCGAUGUUCGUCGGUGGUGGUGGUGGUGGUGGUGGUGGUGGUGGUGGUCUUUUUUCUUUUUUCUUUUUCUUUUCUUGAAGAAAAAAAUGAAGACUAGGUUAGGGUGGGGUGGUGGACAGUAGAUAGGAAGGGAUGGAUGGGUUGAUCUUGCCGAUGAUAAGGUCUAAUUUGCUCUCCCUCUUGAAAUGUUCGUACACAUCUCUACAGUUUCUGGGUUUGGUCGAAUGGAUUUGGAAUUUUCCCCGUC